This is a messenger RNA of Fusarium proliferatum ET1, 1914 nucleotides long. RefSeq lists its product as uncharacterized. Gene Ontology annotation, biological process: circadian regulation of gene expression; entrainment of circadian clock by photoperiod. The record is from RefSeq and is a predicted model, not a curated record. NCBI's taxonomy places the organism in Eukaryota, Fungi, Ascomycota, Sordariomycetes, Hypocreales, Nectriaceae. Gene Ontology annotation, cellular component: cytoplasm; nucleus. Gene Ontology annotation, molecular function: FAD binding; DNA binding. The coding region runs from base 1 to 1914 and encodes 637 amino acids. The transcript has 2 exons.
AUGGCAAAACCUCGUGUGAUUUAUUGGUUCCGAACAGAUUUGCGACUUCACGAUUCACCUGCUCUCAAAGCAGCCCUAGACCUUGAUCCAGCUGUUCUUUGGCCCAUCUUUACGUGGGAUCCUCAUUACGUAUACCGUGCGAGAGGAGGCCUUAAUAGAUGGCAGUUUCUCCUGGAUUGCCAGAAUGACCUCUCCCGAUCUAUUUCACAGGUGAACCCCAAGUCAAAACUCUUUGUUCUCAGAGAAGCACCGCAGACUCUGUUUCCCAAGCUCUUUAAAGCAUGGAAGGUCACUCACCUGGUCUUCGAAAAAGACACAGACAGUUAUGGUCGCGAGAGAGAUAGCGUUGUCGUCCAGGCGGCUAAAGAUGCCGGUGUCGAAGUCCUUGUUCGUUCGGGCAGGACGUUAUGGGAUAGUGACCAGAUAGUCGAGAAGCAUGGCGGAAAGCCAACAAUGUCUAUCACGCAGCUUCAAACUGCCGGGAGCAAGCUUGGGGAGAUCCGGAAACCCAUUCCUGCUCCCAAACAUCUUCCGGAUCCAGGAGACAUGCCCGUCAACUUUGAGCAGGACGAACCGAAUACCGAGCCAGAUUUCAAUGCAGGAUUUCGGACAGAAGGAGAUGAAGCUUACACCAGGAUAGCAGGGCCUAACGAUGACUUUGCCAUUGAAACAAUGGAGGAACUGGGCUUCCCACCUGCGACCACACCCCAUCGUGGAGGAGAAACACGAGCGUUGAAAGAACUCGACAAGUUGAUUGCAGAUAAGAAAUACACUGCAACUUUCCAGAAACCCAAGACGAAUCCAGCUCAAUUCGAACCACAAGCUACCACUCUCCUCUCGCCAUUUUUGCACUUCGGGGCGCUUUCUGUGCGUUUGUUCUACUGGCGAGUAAGGGAAAUCGUCGAUUCGUAUGGCAAGGAUGCUUCAAACCCCCCAGAAAGUCUUAUUGGUCAACUACUCUUCAGAGACAUGUACUUCGCCGCUCAAGCCGCUUUGGGUUAUGUCUUCUCGCAGACGGCGAACAAUCCGUAUUGUCGUUUCAUUCCUUGGCACUUGCCAUCCAAAAGAGAUUCGGAAACGGGACUCAUUACUGGAGAGUAUCACAUUGACUCCGAGGAGGCAGAGAUCUGGUUUAGAAGAUGGAGAGUUGGAAUGACCGGGUUUCCCUGGAUAGAUGCCUUAAUGAGACAGCUAAAAGACGAAGGCUGGAUCCAUCACCUGGGACGGCAUGCGGUUGCUUGCUUUCUGACAAGGGGCGGUUGCUAUAUUGACUGGGAGCGAGGGUGCGAGGUCUUCGAGGAAUGGCUCAUAGACCAUGAGCCGGCUUGCAAUGCUGGUAACUGGCAGUGGCUGUCUUGUACGGCCUUCUUUUCACAGUACUUCCGCUGCUAUAGCCCGAUAGCCUUUGGCCAGAAGUGGGACAAGGAAGGGAAUUUCAUCCGUCGUUAUGUGCCAGAGCUCAAAAAUAUGGACUCCAAGUACAUAUAUGAACCGUGGAAAGCCCCUCUCCCGGAUCAGAAAAAGGCAGGUGUCCGCAUAAAGGGCGAUGGGUUGAACAGUAUCGAGGAGGGAACAUAUCCGAAACCAAUGUUUGACUUUACGAAAAGACGUGACGUGUGCAUCUCUGCUAUGAAGACUGCAUACCAGGUUGGUCUUCAUGGGAAUGAUGGCCAGGCGCUUGAUGGAACCUGGCGCAAACUCUUUCCUACUGGUCGUGGGGAGAUUCAAGGCGAUAUUGAGAGUGAUAAUGGCGAGCACGCUGAUUAUGCAGACGACGAAGGGGAUCGUGAGGAUAAUGAAGCGAAGGAGAAAGGCGAAGGAAUAAAGUCUAUCGAAAAUGGGGAUCGAGCAAUGAGUAAACGGAGCAGUAGACGGCACAGCAGCGAGAAUACCACAAAAAAGCAGAAGACAUGA